Molecule: messenger RNA, 4634 nt
Organism: Erinaceus europaeus (western European hedgehog)
Lineage: Eukaryota; Metazoa; Chordata; Mammalia; Eulipotyphla; Erinaceidae
Gene: LIG4
Product: DNA ligase 4
Exons: 2
Coding region: 823-3594 (923 amino acids)
Biological process (GO): DNA biosynthetic process; immunoglobulin V(D)J recombination; nucleotide-excision repair, DNA gap filling
Cellular component (GO): DNA-dependent protein kinase-DNA ligase 4 complex; DNA ligase IV complex
Molecular function (GO): DNA binding; ATP binding; DNA ligase (ATP) activity
Source: RefSeq, a predicted model, not a curated record
GAUGAUGGAGGUCGUGUGGGGAGGGUGUCUCCAGACGGCUGCGGACCGCGGAGGGGCCUGACACGGCAGAGCACAGCAGAGCACAGCAGGCACGUGUCACGGGAGGCGCCGUCCUGAGGGACAGCUGCCUGUGGGACAGCUGCCUGUGCUUUGCGGAGGACCCUGUCAAUGAGCAGCUUCUACUCCCCCCAGUCCCCCCCCCAAAAAAAAAUUCCACUUCAGUGAGCUGAAAAAGAAAGUCUAAAAGUGUCGCUUGCCGUGUGCCGUGGUGGUGGCGGGAAGCAGAAAAAGGAGGUUUGGAGCAGAAAGGCAACACAAUCCUUUAUUCGCGCUGGCUCCUCAGAGUUGGGUGAGGGAGCAGCAGUUUGGGCCACGUGGAGGUAACAAAAAUGGCCGCCUCGCACAGCAACCUUCCCUGCGUGUGUCUAAUCACCGAAGUGAAAGGCGGGCAGGAGAGCGAGGGGCGGCAGAAGAAGGGCUUUUAUGGGAAUAGCUCUCGCGAGAAUGAGAAGGGGGAGGAGUAACCAGAGCACUCCAACUAUGGGGAAUUGACAGUGCCCUGAGGGCACAACAUGGCGGAACAACUCUUGCAGGAACUAGCAGUAGCCUGAGGGGACAACAUGGCAGAUGUGACUGCAUCUGCACAAUUUCCCAGCAUAAAAGAGAAAAAAAAACCAAAACCAUCUCUUUUCAGAUGCUUGUUUCUGGUGCUCUGCAGUGGUGUGGCAGGAAGAGGGGGAGGGGGAGGGGGGGCUCCAGAAAAGGUCUGAACGCCCCUCCCCAGUGAGAGCAGAGGAUCCACUGCCCACCGUCCUCGCACCCAUGGCCGCGCCCGCGCCCCAAACUUCCCAGACGGUCGCGGCUCACGUCCCUUUUGCAGACUUAUGCUCAACCCUGGAACGGAUACAGAAAAGCAAAGGGCGUCCGGAAAAGAGCCGGCACUUCCAGGACUUUUUAGAUUCCUGGAGACGAUUUCACGACGCCCUCCAUAAGGGCCAAAAGGACGUCACGGACUCCUUCUACCCGGCGAUGAGACUCAUCCUUCCCCAGCUCGAAAGGGAGAGGACGGCCUACGGGAUCAAAGAAACCAUGCUGGCCAAGCUCUACAUCGAACUGCUCAACUUGCCCAGAGACGGGAAAGACGCCCACAAACUCCUCAACUACCGAGCACCGGCGGGAGCGGGAGCGCGGGGGGACGCGGGCGACUUCGCCACCAUCGCGUACUUCGUGCUGAGACCCCGCUGCCUGCAGAAGGGCAGCCUGACCGUCCAGCAGGUGAACGGCCUCCUGGACUCGGUGGCCAGCAACAACGCCGCCAGGAGGAAGGAGCUGGUGAAGGCGAGCCUCCUGCAGCUGGUGGCACAGAGCUCCGCGCUGGAGCAGAAGUGGCUCAUCCGCAUGAUCCUCAAGGACCUCAAGCUGGGCUUCAGUCAGAAGAGCAUCUUCGCGGCCUUCCACGGCGACGCCGAGGAGCUGCACGGCGUCACCACGGACCUGGAGAAGGUCUGCAGGCAGCUGCACGACCCCGCCGUGGGCCUGAGCGACAUCUCCAUCAGCCUGUUCUCCGCCUUCAGGCCCAUGCUGGCCGCCAUCGCAGAGAUCGAGCGCGUGGAGAAGGACAUGAGGCACCAGAGCUUCUACAUCGAGACCAAGCUGGACGGGGAGCGCAUGCAGCUGCACAGGGACGGCGAGCUCUACGAGUACUUCUCCCGCAACGGGUUCCGGUACACGGAGCAGUUCGGCGCCAGCCCGGGGGAAGGCGCCCUCACCCCGUUCAUCCACGGCGCCUUCCGAGCCGACGUCCGGGUCUGCAUCCUGGACGGCGAGAUGAUGGCCUACAGCCCUGCCACGCAGAGCUUCCUGCAGAAGGGGGCCAGGUUUGACAUCAAGAGGAUGGUGGAGGAUUCCGACCUGCAGACGUGCUUCUGCGUCUUCGACGUCCUGAUGGUGAAUGACAGAAAGCUGGGGCAGGAGACCCUGAGCAAGAGGUACGAGAUUCUCGGCGGCGUCUUCACGCCCGUCCCGGGCAGACUGGAAAUCGUGUCCAGGGCGCUGGCCCAGACCAAGAGGGAGGUCGUGGAUGCUCUGAAUGAAGCCAUCGACAACAGGGAAGAGGGCAUCAUGGUGAAAUACCCGCUGUCCACGUACAAGCCGGACAAACGAGGAGAAGGGUGGCUAAAGAUCAAGCCCGAGUACGUGGACGGACUGAUGGACGAACUGGACCUCUUGAUCGUGGGGGGCUACUGGGGCAAAGGCUCCCGGGGGGGCAUGAUGUCCCACUUCCUGUGCGCCGUGGCCGAGGCGCCCCCGGCGGGCGAGAAGCCGUCCACGUUCCACACGCUGUGCCGCGUGGGCUCGGGCUACACCAUGAAGGAGCUGUGCAGCCUGGGCGCGAAGCUGGCCCCGCACUGGAAGCCGUUCCGGAAGAAAGUGCCACCCGGCGGCCUCCUGUGCGCCACCGAGAAGCCCGAGGUGUACAUCGAGCCCCGGCACUCCGUCCUGGUGCAGGUCAAGGCGGCCGAGAUCGUCCCCAGCGACAUGUACAGGACCGGCUGCACCUUGCGCUUCCCCCGCAUCGAGAAGAUCCGGGAGGACAAAGAGUGGCACCAGUGCAUGACCCUGGAGGACCUGGGGCAGCUGCGGGGCAGGGCUGCGGGGAAGCUGGCCACCAGACACCUCUGCCCCGGCCCAGGCGGCGGGGACGACGACGACGACCCCGAGCUGCCCCGAGAGAAGAAGCGCAGAGCUGCCCCCAGGACCCGGAAGGCCGUGGGCAUCAUCGAGCACCUCAAGGCGCCCGACCUCUCCGGCGUGAGCAGGGUGUCCGACGUAUUUAAGGACGUGGAGUUCUGCGUCAUGAGCGGGACGGACGGCCACCCCAAGGCGGAGCUGGAGAACAGGAUCGCCGAGCUGGGGGGCUACAUCGUGCAGAACCCGGGCCCCGACACCUACUGCGUCGUGGCGGGCUCCGAGGGCAUCCGGGUGAAGAACAUCGUGUCCUCCGACCGGCAUGACGUGGUGAAGCCCCAGUGGGUCCUCGAGUGUGUCCAGGCGCAGAGCUGUGUGCCCUGGCAGCCCCGCCACAUGGUCCACAUGUGCCCCUCCACAAGGCGGCACUUCGCCCGGGAAUACGACCGCUACGGGGACAGUUACUUCGUGGACACGGACGCGGCCCGGCUCAAGGAGGUGUUCUCCGGCAUGCGGCAGGUGACCGGGCAGACGGCCAGGGAGAUGGCCCCUGCGGUGGCCGACCUGGAACAGCGGUACUGCUGGGACCGCUGCCCCCUCGGCCUGUUUCGACGACUCACCCUGUACGUGGACCUGUACGCCGUGCUGAGCGACCCGGGCACCCAGAUCCAGGGCACGCCACUCGCCGGCACCGCCUUGGAGCUUCGCUUUCGAGGGGCGAGGGUCGUCUCUGACUUAGCCCAGGGCGCAUCUCACGUCAUCGUCGGGGAGGAUCACAGCCGCCUUGCAGAUUUCAAGGCCUUUAGGAGAACCCUGAAGAGGAAGUUCAAGAUCCUGCGGGCAGCCUGGGUGACCGACUCGGUAGACCAGGGGGAGCUGCAGGAGGAAAGUCCGUAUCUGGUGUAGAGCUCGCUUGCUGUCCCCUGAGGGCAGGCCCAGUGCGACCUGCUUCUCUGCCCGCACCCCUGCGUUCACCUCUCACAGCCUCUGCCUGCACGGUGUUGCCAGAGACAGGAAAACAAGUCUUUUUAAUAAUGUUGAUCAAGAAGACGCUGAAUGGCUCAAAGUCCAGGGAAAAAAAUCUCCUAGCAGUGUCGCCUUUGACGUGACUUUUUUAUAGCCGAAAUGAAAUGAACAGUGUAAAGAAAAGAUGACUACAUAUCCCUUAGAGUAAUCUAAAAUUCUGACUCAGGUAAAACCCAUAAAGAGCUUCCAAGUCUAUUUAAAAACUUUAGAGUCAUUAAAUGAUACCAAUUCGUGCCUAAAUCAAAGCCUUGUAAGAAAAACAGAACUGUUACCGCUUCUCGGCCUUUUGGCUAAGAUCAAGUGUACUGUGUGAAGAAACACAGAACUGUUGUACUUGAAGUAGUGUGCCGUUGAGGGCCAAAGCUAAGUUCUCUUCAGUGUGGAAUGUUAUAAACAAAACGGACUCGUGAACGUGACGUUAACGAUGGCUUUACCCAAACAGGAAGGCGCAAGAGACACUGUGGUCUGCAAAGUUCCCAUGGGAUCACUCUGAUUCAGCCUGGCCUAAGUGUAAUUUUUUUCCCCCCUAAAACAGAGAAUGUGUCCCAAGAAAGUGUUUUUAUGAGAAAGUGGACUUUGUUGUCAAUGGGAUUCCUGGAGCAGCCCCUCGCAGUGGGUAUCCAGAAGGCUUGUCUAGUGCCUUUCAUAAAAGAGUUGCCAAGCCCUCUGGCUUCUGUUUCUUGUCAUAGAAAGCCAGGAUGCACAGCAUGAACAGUGUGUGGGUUUGUACAUUAGAUUUUAGACAGCUGAGACAUGCUCAAGAAUGAUCUCCUGAUAUCAAAUGAUUAUUUAGAAUUUGCUUCCUAAGAACCCGUGUAAAGUCUUUCUAUUUGGAAAUUUUAUACAAAAAUCGCAAACAACUGUCUAUGCUUUUAAUAUGUUAAUUUAAAUAAAAUACUUAAUAUGUUAUUAAAAUAGUA